Messenger RNA from Brassica napus (rape), 1336 nucleotides. RefSeq names its product F-box protein SKIP19-like. Bases 222 to 1127 code for a protein of 301 amino acids. NCBI's taxonomy places the organism in Eukaryota, Viridiplantae, Streptophyta, Magnoliopsida, Brassicales, Brassicaceae. The transcript is spliced from 2 exons. Gene Ontology annotation, molecular function: protein binding. The record is from RefSeq and is a predicted model, not a curated record.
GCUGAGCUUGAAUAAGCCAACAAGUUUUAAAUGUCGAAAUGUGUUUAACUAUGGGCCUAGGCCCAAUUAUCUAUUUAAGUGAGCUUAUUAUUGUUUAUGUCUCGAACUAAUUUCGUAAAUACGUAUGUCUCCGAGGGCCAAAUAGUAAUUCCGAAGCUUUUACUUCACUUUCCGCUUUCGCAGUUGUCGUUUCAUUUGUCGUUCCUUCGCCGUCUGUCUCAAUGCCUCCGGUGAUGAAAAGAGGAAGACACGGAAACUGGGCGGACCUUCCGCCGGAACUAAUGUCAUCGAUCUUGCUCCGUAUUGGCGCGAUUGACAUACUUGAAAACGCGCAGAGAGUGUGCAGAUCGUGGCGUCGCGUUUGCAAAGACCCUUCGAUGUGGAGUAAGAUUGAUAUGCUCAACGAUGGAGACUUGGAAGACAUGGACUAUGACCUCGAGAUCAUGUGUCGUCACGCAGUCGAUCGCAGCCAAGGCGGUUUGGUUGAAAUCGACAUUGGGUACUUUGGUACUGAUGACCUCCUCAACUACAUCGCCGUUAGGUCGAGUAAUCUGAGAAGCCUUAGGCUUUUGAUGUGUGAUACAUUAACAGACGAGGGGUUUAUGGAGGCAGUUGUGAAACUUCCAUUGCUUGAACACCUCGAAGUAUCAUAUUGCUCAUUGUCAGAAGAAGACUUUCUGAAAGCUGCAGGCCAGUCUUGUCCCAAUCUGAAGACUCUGAAGCUAAACAGCGAACCUCAGUUCAAGCGUGAUGAUGACGAAGCUCUAGCAAUUGCAGAAACCAUGCCCGGACUACGCCACCUCCAGCUUUAUGGGAACGGACUAACCAACAAGGGCCUCAACGCCAUUCUCGACGCUUGUCCACAUCUGUUACACCUUGAUCUACGCAAGUGUUUCCGUGUUCAUUUUGAUGGGGAUAUGGCGAAACGAUGUUUCGAGAGGGUCAAAGAGCUGAGACAGCCUUACGACCCAACAGAUGAUUACCCUUUUGAUGGUUUUGAGAGGACCAUAGAAGAAGAAGCUACAGAAGACGAAGAAGAAGAGGAGGAGGAUUACUCAUAUGACAGCGAUGAGUACGUCUAUGAUGUCGACAAUUGCUCUGACACGUAUGACUCGUGUGAUGACUAGACAAGGAUAGGAGGUCGGAUCGUUUUGAAGGAUUAAAUAAUGAUAGGUUGUAUUGACAAUAUCAGUAGCAAGUAGUGGUAAUGAAACUAGUUCAUGACCUCCUUUCGGUUAGUUGGUGGUUGCAGUGGACGUGUGUGUCCCUCUCUCUAUGCCUUAGUCUAACUUUUGAGCGUGUAGAUUUCCUUAACGGAGUAAGAACAUAUUUAACA